AUGGAGAGAGAUAGGAAGGAUAAAGAAAUGAAGGAACUGAAGGAAGCAAUGAAUGUACAAGCAAAAAUGAUGAACAGCUUAAUGUCUCAGCUCAAAUCUCAAGGACAUAUCUGUUUGCAGACUGGAAAAUUCAAACAAACGUCUCUUGCUUCUGAGCAUCAGUCCCUUAACUCUCAGGACGAAUCUCAAUCUAAAGACCAAACUGAGUUGUCAACGAUUGGUAAGUGCAAACUGGCUAGUGCGACACUGAGAAACAUCAUUGCAUUGGGUACCAUUCUUCCAUCAAAACCAAAUCAGUUAGUACAUGGAGAUCCACUCAAGGAUGAUUGUGUUAAAGUGUCGGUUGAUAAAGCGAUAUUUCCGAAUCAUUCUCUGCCAAUCCAAUCUUCUCAUCUCAAAACAGUAAGGGAUGCUGAAAAAUCUUUUGUAGCUUGGCCCAAAGAGUUUGUGAUCUCUUGCUCUACUAACCAACCACUUUCAGACCCUGGUGAACAUGAUGCCGACCCAAAGACUAAGAAGACAAAGAAGAAGAAGAAACCUUCGACGAAGAGUGGGGAACUGAAGUCUCAGAGAUCCAGCAAGAGACUCAAGACUGCAGCCUAAUUAACUAAGAGAAAUAGUUGUGGACUGAAGAGUUCGGAUGUUUAAGAUUUAAAUUUCCCUUUCAAAUUUUGUUAUCUUAAGGUUAUUGCCCAACUGUUCAGAUAUUGAGAUGUUUAUCAUAUGAUUAAUAAAAUUUAUUUUUGGUUCAA
Molecule: messenger RNA, 752 nt
Organism: Papaver somniferum (opium poppy)
Lineage: Eukaryota; Viridiplantae; Streptophyta; Magnoliopsida; Ranunculales; Papaveraceae
Exons: 4
Coding region: 1-603 (200 amino acids)
Source: RefSeq, a predicted model, not a curated record